Messenger RNA from Pyricularia pennisetigena, 3111 nucleotides. RefSeq lists its product as uncharacterized. The transcript is spliced from 2 exons. Gene Ontology annotation, cellular component: cytoplasm; nucleus. NCBI's taxonomy places the organism in Eukaryota, Fungi, Ascomycota, Sordariomycetes, Magnaporthales, Pyriculariaceae. The record is from RefSeq and is a predicted model, not a curated record. The coding region runs from base 1 to 3111 and encodes 1036 amino acids. Gene Ontology annotation, biological process: circadian rhythm; regulation of DNA-templated transcription.
AUGUAUAGUGCACAGCCGUGUCGACCGGCUCUGACUGCAUAUCCCGCUCUGAUCGACCCGAGACUCCAGCGCCUGGUUGCCAACAGUGGUGCCAGCCCCUCCGGGGAUUUAUUUCACUUUGCAUGGCAGACCACGAUGCAACGUAUGCCCAAAGCUGUUGACCUCUCGGACACUGGUCACCCAUUGCCUCGCAGGUCACCACCUCGACAAGUCGCUUCAAAAGAAAAAGGAAAAACAGUAUACAAUGCCUCACCAGAUAACAGGGAUGACGAGUCGGGCUCCUCCAGCCGCUUGCGAAGGAAUUCGACGGACGAGAGCAAUGAGACUGGUCACAGCGACCCGAGGCAAUGGUUCAACCAGUCCAACCAAAACCCCAGUUAUGAUAUGAACAACAUGGAAAUCGACUCGCCGUAUUAUCAAAGGACGUCAGGAUCACCGAAUGAUGCGGCGCUCGGGCCUGUGGCACCCCCUGGGAAUAUUGUCUUUCCACAGAUGACCAAAAAGCCGUCAUUGAGGCCCACUGUUACGCAAAGUAGCAGCGCAGAUGAGUAUAGGAGUGUGAUUGACGACCUUACGAUUGAAAACAAUCGGCUGAAGGAGGAAUUGAGGCGUUAUAAGCAGUUCGGCACUGAUCUCAUGAGAAAAGACAAGCUGUUUGAGAUCAAGGUACACGGACUUCCAGGGAAAAAGAAAAGAGAGCUUGAGGCUACGCUCCGUGAAUUUGCUUCGACGCUUGAAGGUUCGACAGACACGUCAAGGGGUGCCAAGAAGGCGUCCAAGAGCGGCAAAUUCAAGUCUUCAGGCGGAGCAACAUCAAAGCAUGCAUCUUCUUCAUCAUCAAAUUCACGUCCGGUCGACUCGGCGUAUGCAUCCAUGUCCACAGACCCCGGCACUGGCAACAACUCGACGGGCAAGUCACAGACCGGUCGAGCAACACACACCAGCAACUCAAAAUCUGCGAACCAAAAAGUCGAAAGCUACCUUGAGGACAUUCCUGAGGGGCUCUAUCCGCGGUAUCUAUCCAUGACAGAAAAGGACAAACAGAAACUGGUUGUGAGGCGCCUGGAGCAGUUGUUCACAGGUGAAAUGAAGGGACCUUCAAUUGGCAGCACCGAUCGAUCCCUAAGCAAGACUGAACCAGUGGCCGAGGGCAAUUUACCUAAAGCAAAGGAGGCUGCGCGUGAGGCACAAAUACAGGUCAAAGAUAAGAAGCGAACACGGGACAACGGAUCUUCAAACUCGCAAUCUAACGGCGAUGGUGGAAGCGGCGGUUCUGGUAGUGGGAGCGGUCAUGCCGGUGGUAAUGGUCAUGGAAGCGGCAGCCACAGCUCACCCCAGGAAUUACAAGCGUUAGAGCAACGGCCGACAAGACCACUGGACCUCGACCCAGAUAGGAUCCAAGUUCCAUCCGAAAACAUGGAAUAUAUUCGACACCUGGGCAUGGUACCGCCGGCUCUUCAGGCAGGAACCCAGGCGAGCCCGAUCAACGUAUCAAUGGAUGCCGAAGGUUGGGUCUAUUUGAACUUGUUAUGCAACUUGGCACAGUUGCACAUCAUCAACGUCACACCAGCAUUCAUCAGGGCUGCCGUUUCGGCCAAAAGCACAAAAUUCCAGCUUUCACCCGACGGCCAAAAAAUCAGGUGGCGUGGCGGGACGGAUGGGACGAGAUUUAGCAGCGAUAGCGGUAACACUUCGUCAAGGGAACGAUCAUCAACAGACGAGGACGAUGGCUCUGAUAAGAGUGGCAGCCCUGGAAAGAAGCGGAAGCAUCCCGACGACGAACCUGCUCGGACUGGACACAUUUCCAAGCUUAUCAGGGAAAACACAAGGUCUUCUAAUAAGAGCGUUCACUACAAGCCUAUGUUUGUACAGCAGACAUCAUUUGAAACAUCAGGCGAAGAAGGCUCAAGUUCACCCUCGGGCUUAGAAGGAAGCCAUUUCGGAAAUGGCCGCACAUCCGGCUGGGACUACAGCGGAUCCGACUCAUCGCCACGAAAACGUCGGCGGAUCGACGGUGCCAUUGUUUAUUACACUGGCGCUCCCUUCUGCACCGAUUUGUCUGGCGAUCCCGGCGAUAUCUCACCCGCGACAUAUAUGGCCUCAACAAACAUGACUCAAUCUAAUGAGAUGCCAAACUCCGAGCCCACUAUACACAGGACAUGGUCUGGGUCUUCUUUACCAUAUCGCCCCUUUAGUAAUAACCCAGCAAGCAUUAAGAUUGAGGCCUCAGAAGCGGCAGGUCUGGAUAACACUUCGGAUGAUUUUAUGGCUGAUGUGAGCAGUAACUCGGAUGACGAAAUGGAGUGGUAUGAGUCGGAUGAGGAGGAUGGCAGGGACCCAGAGCUGCCAUGCCUGGAGGCAUAUGGCCUAGGUGGUGUCCAGCCCGAAGAUCAUUUUUUAGUCGAGGUUAUUACACAUCGUCGCCGCGAUCAACAGAAAAACGAUGGCGAACGACCAAAGCCUUUCCGAGAACGAUCCGACAGCACUACGGCUUCUGUUCUGGAACGUAUAAAAUCACUCAAGGCUUCAUCGCCUCGGCCUAUCAGAACUGUUCAACAACCACAGGCUCGGGCCAACAUGAUCGAGUACAAGGCUGUGCGGCUCAACCGUUUGGAUCCCGUGGCAUUGCCCCCGGCGGCAUCGUUCGUACCGCCCUUCAGCACGAGCUCCUCGGACUCGGGUGUUGAUGAGAGCGAUGUAUUGGAGUCGGAGGAGGGGCGGGAUGCGGAACCCUGUGGGCCAUUCUCCUUCAUUCCUCCAUCCACUGGGAGGCCAAGCUUUUUUAGAACCGAAUCUAACUCGCUAUACCCAGACUCUGCAUAUCCCGAAGGACAAGACCUCUCACAGAGCGAUGAGGAGGAUGAGGCUGACUCAGAUGACGCCGGCAUCCUCCAGAUUGGAGGUAAUGGAAGCAGCAAGAACAAGCCAGGCAAGAAUGUAUCUGUGAACAGACAGCAGGGCUUAGAUAUGCACCUGCGGUCUGGGCUGGUGAGGCGCCCUCAGACCGACCUCAACAACGGCCCUUCCAAGCAGCCUGACGCCAGGACUCAAAGUUCCGUAGCCACGGCUGGUAGGGCUGAGAGUGGAUACAACAGCAGCUUGGAGGAUUGA